AUGCGAGCCGCUAGUUCAGCUGUGGGAAUGUUGUUGGAUAGAAUAGAGAUUAUUUGCAAUUACCUCAAAGGAGUGGGAGAGGGUAGAUUCCCUCCGAAUGAUGAGAUUAUUAGAGAGGCAAAUAAGAUCUGUCAACGUCUUCCGCUUCUGAAGCCUGCCGAUUUUGACGAAGGGUUCAAGGCGCAGGAAAGAGAUGCACGGGCGGCAAUGUUGCUGGCACGAAUGACAGAGAUAUGUGGCACAUUGAGUAGUCUUCAGACAAAGACGAAUAUUCUCGGUUCAAUUACUGCUUGGCGGAACAUUGCUACUGUUCCGACGCAACAGUUGAAGAAAAAGUCUCAACGGGCGACCGCUUCGGCCACCCCUGCAGCGCCUAUAGCUGCUGACGUCGGAACAAAUCAUGUGAUGAAUCAUUCUCCAGACGCAUUCAUGUGA
Cooperia oncophora is the source of this 435-nucleotide messenger RNA. The record is from the annotation of a GenBank genome assembly. NCBI's taxonomy places the organism in Eukaryota, Metazoa, Nematoda, Chromadorea, Rhabditida, Trichostrongylidae.